AUGGGUACUAGUUCAAGUUCAAUUCAUCAUAAAGAACAAUCAAAUAUCGACGCUCAUGAACAGUUUCAUUUUCGAUUUACAGAUUGUUCUUGUAAAUGUGAUGCUAACAAACGACGCGUCGGCGAUAUCUAUGAACAGAAUGAUUCACCACAAGCAGCAUUUCUUACUGCACUUAUAACUCAAAUAAGUCGGCCGCAAUACGAUAUUAAUUGUAAUUGCGAUUGUGGUGAAGGUGUGAAAUUUGGUUUUCUCUUUGGAAAUACAUCAUCGAAUACGCAAGAACAAACGAUCAAUGAUCAUUCGCAAUGA
This is a messenger RNA of Rotaria socialis, 309 nucleotides long. The record is from the annotation of a GenBank genome assembly. Lineage: Eukaryota; Metazoa; Rotifera; Eurotatoria; Philodinida; Philodinidae.